GUGGUUAGCGUGUUCUUUUGGUUCUUUUGGCUGUUUGCUUUACGAUGGUGGACACAAAAGUCCAAACUCCUCAGAAGAAGGCUGCAGCUACUCCAGCUGUAGCUGCUUCAGCUGCAGCUGCUCCAGCUACAGCCAAACAAGGUGCAAAGAGCAAGGGAAAGCCUGCAAGAGGAAAGCCAAGGAAUUAUGACUUAGGAAAUGGUGUUUACAGAUUUAGUCGUACUCGCAUGUUCCACAAAAAGGCUAUCUAUAAAUUUCUUGAGAAGAAAACUCCAAAAAAGGUCAAGCCCAAGAAACCAUUGACUGUCGAAAAGCAAAUUGGUGGCGACAAGAAUGGAGAGAAGCGUAUUGUACUUUUGAAGAAAAGACGCGCAAAUUAUCCUACUGCUGAUCGAGUUACUGUGCAUCACGCUAAAAAGUGUUUCCAUGAACAUCGGCGUUAUUUGAGACCUACUCUGACACCAGGAACAAUCUGUAUUCUUUUGGCUGGUCCUCAUAAAGGAAAGAGAGUGGUCUUCUUGAAACAAUUAAAGAGUGGCUUGCUUUUGAUUACUGGACCAUUCCUGAUCAAUGCCUGUCCUUUGCGAAGAGUUAGUCAAAAUUACGUGAUCGCUACCUCUACGAAAUUGAGUGUCAAAGGCGUCAAAUUACCUGAUCACAUUAAUGAUGAUUAUUUCAAAAGAAAACGUGACAAGCGCGCCAAGAAAGAAGAAGGUGACAUCUUCAGUAAAAAGAAGGAAGAAUAUAAAGCGAGCGAUCAGAGAAAGACUGACCAGAAAAUAGUUGACAAAAUGGUGAUUGAUGCUAUUAAGAAACAUUCAGAUAAGAAGUUGCUGUUCACAUAUCUGUCGGCAAUGUUUGGAUUACGAAGCAGUCAGUAUCCACACAGAAUGAAAUUUUAAUUCUCUGUGCUUAUAAUUCGAAUUUUCCAAGGAAAUAAAUACAAAAUUAUAAAUCUA
Messenger RNA from Cyphomyrmex costatus, 959 nucleotides. It is a transcript of the gene RpL6, whose product is annotated as ribosomal protein L6. Gene Ontology annotation, molecular function: structural constituent of ribosome; RNA binding. NCBI's taxonomy places the organism in Eukaryota, Metazoa, Arthropoda, Insecta, Hymenoptera, Formicidae. Bases 45 to 902 code for a protein of 285 amino acids. The transcript has 4 exons. Gene Ontology annotation, cellular component: cytosolic large ribosomal subunit; ribosome. Gene Ontology annotation, biological process: ribosomal large subunit assembly; cytoplasmic translation. The record is from RefSeq and is a predicted model, not a curated record.